Nelumbo nucifera (sacred lotus) is the source of this 2128-nucleotide messenger RNA. It is a transcript of the gene LIF2, whose product is annotated as RNA-binding (RRM/RBD/RNP motifs) family protein. Lineage: Eukaryota; Viridiplantae; Streptophyta; Magnoliopsida; Proteales; Nelumbonaceae. The record is from RefSeq and is a predicted model, not a curated record. Gene Ontology annotation, molecular function: RNA binding.
CGGUAAAGCAGGCUUACCUGUCUUCACAAUAUAACCGAGAAAGGUUUGGGGCGGGCAGUUAUCAUCUCCACGGCUCCACCCAUAGGAGAAACAAAAGAAGAAAGAGAAGACGAAAAGUAAAUCGGCUGAGUCGUAGUUUCGAGAAAUUGACCAGAUUACACAUCUGUGAAAAAAUAUUUUGCCUGCUCAGCUCAUGCCUAUCUCUGUUUAAAUCAGUUUUUAUCUACCCAUAAAGAAAAUCUUUCAGUUUUUACUCUGGAAUCAUAUCUCAUGGCGUCCAAAUUCCGGCAAAAUACUUCUUACUCUGCAAAUCCUAUUGGCCUUACGUUUGUCUUCUCACCCAUCCCAUAUCCAUAUCCCUCUAUUGUGCAAAUGCUCCUGGCUUCUGUGUGUCCUCCACAGUUGCCGUGCAAUCCUGUAGGUGUUUUACGGCUCAAUCAGACGUUGUAGACAGCAACCAGUGUGUUCUGAGCAAACAUGGUUGAGGAUACUCCAGGAGCAGAAAUGGAAGAGCGAGUCGAUCUGGAUAGUGACAACUACAUUGAAGAAAUGGAUGAUGAUGUUGAAGAACCGACGGAGGACAGAGUGGAUGGAGCUGAGGAUGACCGAACAGAAGACGAACAAGAGGCCUCAGAAAACAACAAGAGUGGAAAAGAUUCAUCCCCUGAAGCUGAUGAAGCUCAACAUGCCAUUGAAUCUGUAGGAAAUGAAGAGAAGCUCAAUCCUUCAAUUAGUGAAGAUGAAAGGGAGAAGCGUGCAGAGCUUCUUGCCCUCCCUCCACAUGGGUCUGAGAUUUUUAUUGGUGGUCUUCCUAGAGAUGUCACAGAAGAAGAAUUGAAAGAUCAAUGUGAAUCCGUUGGUGAAGUUGCUGAGAUAAGAUUGAUGAAAGACAAGGAUAGUGGAGAAAGCAAGGGCUAUGCUUUUGUGACCUUUAAGACAAAGGAUUUGGCACAAAAGGCUAUUGAAGAGUUCCAUAAUAAAGAAUUCAAGGGGAGAACGUUGAGGUGUUCUCUGUCUCAAGCUAAGCACAGAUUGUUUAUUGGAAACAUUCCAAAGAGCUGGACAGAAGCUGAACUUAGAAGGGUCAUUGAAGAGAAUGGUCCUGGAGUUGAAAAUAUUGAGCUCUUAAAGGACCCACAAAAUCCAAACCGUAACCGUGGUUUUGCUUUUGUUGAGUACUACAACAAUGCCUGUGCUGAUUAUGCACGACAGAGAAUGUCAAGUGCAACAUUUAAGCUGGAUGGCAACACCCCCACUGUCAGCUGGGCUGAUCCUAAGAGUGCACCUGAUUCUUCUGCUGCUGCCCAGGUUAAGGCUCUUUAUGUUAAAAACUUACCUGACAACACAACACCUGAACAAUUGAAGGAAUUAUUCCAACAUCAUGGAGAGGUCACAAAAGUUGUCCUGCCACCUGCUAAAGCUGGGCAGAGCAAGCGGGAUUUUGGAUUUAUUCAUUUUGCAGAGAGAUCAAGUGCAUUGAAGGCUGUAAAAGAAACAGAGAAAUAUGAACUUGAUGGCAAUGUCUUGGAUGUUUCCCUUGCAAAGCCUCAAAAUGAAAAGAAAUUUGAUGCGGCUAAUUUGUACAAUCCUGGGAUUCUCCCAAAUUACCUUCCGUAUCCUGGUUAUGGUUUUGCUGGAAAUCUGUAUGGAACUCUAGGUGCUGGAUAUGGUGCUGCAGCCGGAUUUCAGCAGCCAGUCAUAUAUGGUCGGGGGCCCAUGCCAGCAGGGAUGCAGAUGGUGCCAAUGGUACUGCCGGAUGGUCGACUAGGCUAUGUUUUACAGCAACCUGGUGCACAGGCUCCCCCACUUCCAACUCGGAGGAAUGAUCGAAGCAGCAGCUCUGGUGGACCACAAGGACGAGGAGGAAGUGGUGGUAGUGAUGGCAACCGUGGCAGGAGAUACCGUCCUUACUAGUGGCUGCUCAAUAGCAGGUUCUUGUGGUUGGAUAAACAGUUACAGGCUUAUAGCUAACGGGCAACAAAAAGUGGGAAUUGGGCUAAAAACUCCCAUUUGUUGUCGCCUUAAAUUUUCCAUAUUUUGUUUAACUUAUAUUUGGCAGAAGGAAUUUUAUAGGUACGUUGUGUUUCUCAAUUUGUCUCCCAAUGGAUGGUAAGGUGCCUUAUCAUCA